Messenger RNA from Entamoeba dispar SAW760, 1374 nucleotides. RefSeq lists its product as uncharacterized. The record is from RefSeq and is a predicted model, not a curated record. The transcript has 2 exons. Lineage: Eukaryota; Evosea; Mastigamoebida; Endamoebidae. Bases 1 to 1374 code for a protein of 457 amino acids.
AUGUUCUCAAAGGUUUCACAUUUACUUAUGACCAACAAUGAUUAUGGUUAUCUACCAAAAGAGACAAAAAGAUUAGGUUAUUAUAAUACACCAUAUGUCAUUACUCAACCACAUGGAGAAUUUAAUGAAGAUUCAGCGAUUAUCUAUUGUCAUUCUAUUAAAGAAACAUUUGAACAAUCAAUAGAAUCAAUACAUUUAAUUGCUGAAAUAACUAAAAUGCAAGUUCUUUGUUUUGAGUAUUGUGGAUUUUAUGAAGGAAGUACAUAUUCAAAAGAAGUUUUAUUAUGUUCUCUUCUUGAUUUAUAUCAAUACAUUUUGAGAACAAUAAAAACCAAUCAAAUUUAUUUAAUUGGAAAUUGUGAAGGAUGUUUUCCUGUGAUGUUAUUAGUAGAGAGUUGUAGAAAGCAGAAAUUAUCAAUUUCAGGAGUUAUAUUAAUGAAUCCUUGUGAACUUCAAACAAGUAAGUUUCAUUCAACUAAAUAUGACGGUUGUGUUCUUUCUUCAAAUAUUGUUCAAAUACGUGGUAAAGCAAAAAAACUUGCUAAAAAAUUUCACCAUUGUAAAGAAAUUUUCUUUAACACAACUGAACUUAAUUUAUUAGAAGAAGAAACUGAUAAAGUUCUUAAAAGUAUUGUAGAUAUAAUUUCAAUUGAAAUACCUGAUAUGGGAAAGAAAAUGAAUGAAGAAGAAUUAAUAUUAGAAAAACCUUCAAUUUAUAAAGACCCUUUUGAAUUAAUAAAUGAAAUUGUUUGUGACUACGAAUUAUCAACUAUAUUAUUAAAUAAUGGAUAUUUCUCUUUAGAUAUUAUUACUUUAAUGGGAGAUGAUGAUAUUAAUUCUUUACAAAUUAAUGAUAAACAAAAAAUUCAUUUAAAAAAUGUUAUUACUUCUUUACAACAUACUACUUCUGAUAGUGAUUUGGCUCCUUCUUCUUCACUCUCUUCUUCAAUUUGUUGUACUCCUUCAUUACUUCCUUCUUCAGUAUUACGUUCAGAAUCUCAUUCAAAUUUACAAUUUAUUACAACACCUGUAAAACAUAAGAGAAGGGCAUUAAAAGGAAAUAUUUCUCCAUUAUUUUCUUUAAAAUUACAAGAUAAUAUAAAUAAUACUUUACAACCUUCCCUUAUUGCUUCAUCUAGUACUCCUAAUUCUCCUCAUUGUAAUUUACAAGUAAAACCUGAUUUAUUAAGAAGUGAAAGUUGCCAAAAAAUGUCUUCAUCUCAACAAUUUAUUGGUAAAAACGAUGGGUAUAUUGAGCUUAUCAUUCAAAAUGAUGAAGAUGAACUUGCUUCUCAUUGUAGAAGAAAAAGAGGAAAAUUCUACCAAUUUACAAAUAAUGGAACUAAUGAAAUUUUUACUUCAACUAUGUUUUAG